AUGCCUCAUCCAACUAUUGAUGAGAUUGUAGUUGUUGCUGGUUCUCAAGGUGAGAUCUGCAUCAUAGAUAUAGAAUCUGGAACUUUACUUAGGAAAAAGCACGAAUCAGGUUUGUAUUGUAAAGAGCCUUAACUCAAAAAUAAAAUCCUCAGUAUGAAUUUUAGCCCAGAUGGGAGUUAGUUUGCAAUAGGGACUGAAUUAGGGUCGAUAUCUCUUUUUGGAAUAAAAUCUGAUAGAAAUAUGAAAAUUUGCAAUGUAGAGUAGUUCAUUCCUCAGGAUAAUUAAGAAAGAUAAUAAGAUCCAUUUAUUGUAUUCAUAAAGGAUACUAGUCUUUGUAACUAAAAUUUCUUACCUUAUAACUACACUUCAAGUAUCAAUCAAAAUUCAGAGACUUAUGAAAAAUUUCUUGAGUUAAGAUAGCAAGAAAUCAUGAAUGAAAAAUAAUUUUAUAAGGACUUAAAGAAAAUGAAUGGAUCUUUUGAAUUGUCAUUGAGUAAUAUUACGAACUCAUUUGAUACAGAUAGUUCCAACGAUAGUGACUACACAUAAUAAUCUACGUCAUUGCUUUAAUCUUCAUUACAAAGGGCUAGUUUCAACAAUGCUAUUUCAACUAAUGAAGCUGCUCCCAGAGAAUUAGCAAGAAAAUUGAAAAAAAAAUCUUAAUAAACUCCCUAAAAAGUAUUGAAAUUUCUUAGCAAUAGUACAACUCCAUCCCACUAUCACUCAGAUGUAGAGAAAGAUUUCUCAGUAAUUGAAAAGUAUGUUAUACUUAUUUCAACACUUUUAUUUAGAAAUAGAGUGAUUUUUAUGCCAGAACAAGAUUUUAAUGAAGUUAAAGACAAAGAAUGCCAUUUUUGCUAGAAAUCAGGUAUAAAUUUUAUAGGUCCAUUCUUAGAUAUGCAGACCAACUAGAUCUACUGGUUUCAUUAAAAUUGUCUUGAAAUUAAUGACUAUAUAUUCUAGGAUAAAACUUAAUAAUCAGAAGUAAAUAAAAACAAUAAUAAGAGGAAUUACAAUGGUCUCACAAGUAUUAUUGAGGCAUAAUCAGAAAGUCCUGAGAAAUUUAGAUGUGGAAGAUGCAAAAAACUUGGUGGAACAGUAUCUUGUUUGCUUUGUGGUAUUUAUUUCCAUGGCACAGACUGUGCUUAAUUGAGGCUAAUAGAGGCAAAAGACUAUGAGCAUAAGUAUAUUUGCUAUUUCUGUUUAAAUAGAGAGAGAUAUAAUUAGAAUGAUCUUAAGCAAGAACUUACAAGAAUAAGUUAGUUUAGAACAAUAAAGCAUACUGAAAUAAAUCAUUAAGGAUCAUAUUUCCCUCAAGUAGGAGAUAUAGUUUAUUACUUAAAAGAUGGCCAUGAAGAAUUCAUCAAAUAGAACGAUCAUCUAUUUUUUAAUGGAAGAAAAGAAACAGCAAAGAAUCCAUUUGUUUGGGAAUAGUAAGCAGAUUUACUUGAAAGGGAUGUUUUAUGCGAAAUAGUACAAGUUGUUAUUAAAGAGCCUAGUGAGUUUAUACGACGAUAAAUCUUGGAAAUGGAUUAAGAUCUUGAUUAUUUGGUUAAGAUUACAUUAAAAAUUCUGAAAAGCAGAAGUCAUUUUGUUAUAAAGUGGAUGAGAUGUGCUGAUUAGCACUUUUUAAUUCUAAGAGAUAUUUUCAACUACUAGAGAUAACAUUUUGAAAGAUAAAUUCUUAAUAGAGCUCUACCUUUAUAUGUUGAAUACUUUGCAAAUGAAAAAUAAUUAUCUAGCAUUCUUGAGAUAAACGAAUCAUCUACUUAUUGGUAAUCAAUAGAUUGUAAAUUUAAAGAUGAUCAUGAAUUUUAUCUAAUCAAUUUUUGGGACAUAAACUUCUAGAGUUUCAGAUUGAGCUAUAAUAUAAAUAAAAAGGAUUAAGAUUUCAUAAUAAAGUAGAUGGAGAAAGUAUUCAAAAACUUCAAUAAGUAAGGAAAAUACAAAGCAACUGAUUGCAAGCAAAUAGAUAUUUCAUUAAUCAGAGAGAGACUAAAAUAGGAGUAUUAUCGAUCUAAGCUAAGUUUGAUAAGUGACUUGAAAGUUCUAUAUGAGUUUCAAAAUGAACCAAUAGCAACUAAACUCUGCGAAGUAAUUUCAAAUAUUAAUGAAUACGAAUUUGAAAUUGAAGUUACCUUUGAUAUUAUUAAUUUUUAAAAAUGA
Stylonychia lemnae is the source of this 2166-nucleotide messenger RNA. The record is from the annotation of a GenBank genome assembly. Lineage: Eukaryota; Ciliophora; Spirotrichea; Sporadotrichida; Oxytrichidae.